AUGGACUGCGACGCUGAGUUUAUGAUGUUCCUGAGCGAAUGGUUUGCGCAUAACGAUGUUUAUGCGUUGUCGUUCAAAAUGAUGAGUGAGGUCCUUGGUGAUGUGAUUGACCCACAAGAUACACUUUGCGAGGGUGCAAAUCUUACUCCGAAGAAUGUGCAUGCUAGGAAUGCUCAGCGAGGAAGCUAUGCAACGACUUCGCAUAGGGUGUGA
Molecule: messenger RNA, 213 nt
Organism: Cylicostephanus goldi
Lineage: Eukaryota; Metazoa; Nematoda; Chromadorea; Rhabditida; Strongylidae
Source: the annotation of a GenBank genome assembly